CGCCGCCGCGGAGGCCAUGACCGUGGAGCAGAACGUGCUGCAGCAGAGCGCGGCGCAGAAGCACCAGCAGACAUUUUUGAAUCAACUGAGAGAAAUUACCGGGAUCAAUGACACCCAGAUACUUCAGCAAGCCUUGAAGGAUAGUAAUGGCAACUUGGAAUUAGCGGUGGCUUUCCUUACUGCGAAGAAUGCCAAGAGCCCUCAGCAGGAGGAGACAACUUACUACCAAACAGCGCUUCCUGGCAACGAUAGAUAUAUCAGUGUGGGGAGCCAAGCAGAUACAAGAAAAAAAAAGUAUAUAUCCACCAGAACAAGAUGUGCUACAAUUGAGCAAUCAAAAUAUGGAUCAAAAGAUAAGAGGGAUUUGGAUGUGAUUGAUCUCACUGGAGAUGAUAAAGAUGAUCUUCAGAGAGCAAUUGCCUUGAGUUUGGCGGAAUCAAACAGGGCAUUCAGGGAGACUGGAAUAACUGAUGAGGAACAAGCCAUUAGCAGAGUUCUUGAAGCCAGCAUAGCAGAAAAUAAGGCAUGUUUGAGGAGGACACCCACGGAAGUUUGGAAGGAUUCUCGAAAUCCUUAUGAUAGAAAAAGACAGGACAAAACUCCUGUUGGGCUAAAGAACGUCGGCAAUACUUGUUGGUUCAGUGCUGUCAUUCAGUCAUUAUUCAAUCUUUUGGAAUUUAGAAGAUUAGUUCUGAAUUAUAAGCCUCCUUCAAAUGCUCAAGAUUUACCUCGAAACCAAAAGGAACAUCGGAAUUUGCCUUUCAUGCGUGAGCUGAGGUAUCUUUUUGCACUUCUUGUUGGUACCAAAAGGAAGUAUGUUGAUCCAUCCAGAGCAGUUGAAAUUCUUAAGGAUGCCUUCAAGUCAAAUGACUCUCAGCAGCAAGAUGUGAGUGAGUUUACACACAAAUUGCUAGAUUGGUUAGAAGAUGCCUUCCAAAUGAAAGCUGAAGAGGAGACGGAUGAAGAAAAGCCAAAGAACCCCAUGGUAGAAUUGUUCUAUGGAAGAUUCCUGGCUGUGGGAGUGCUUGAAGGUAAAAAAUUUGAAAACACUGAAAUGUUUGGUCAGUAUCCACUGCAGGUCAAUGGAUUCAAAGAUCUGCAUGAGUGCCUAGAAGCUGCAAUGAUUGAAGGAGAAAUUGAGUCUUUACAUUCAGAGAAUUCAGGAAAAUCAGGCCAAGAACAUUGGUUUACUGAACUACCACCUGUUUUAACAUUUGAGUUGUCAAGAUUUGAAUUUAAUCAGGCAUUAGGAAGACCAGAAAAAAUUCACAACAAAUUAGAAUUUCCUCAAGUUUUGUAUCUGGACAGGUAUAUGCACAGAAAUAGAGAAAUAACAAGAAUUAAAAGGGAAGAGAUCAAGAGACUUAAAGAUUACCUCACAGUAUUACAACAAAGACUAGAAAGAUACUUAAGCUAUGGUUCCGGUCCCAAACGGUUCCCAUUGGUAGAUGUUUUGCAGUAUGCAUUGGAAUUUGCCUCAAGUAAACCUGUUUGCACUUCUCCUGUUGAUGAUAUUGAUGCUAGUUCCCAGCCUAGUGGGUCCAUAUCAUCACAGACGUUACCAAGCACAGCAGAACAACAGGCAGCUCCUUCUUCAGAACUGCCCAGCACGUCGCCUGCUUCAGUUGCUGCCAUUUUGUCGAGGUCUGUAAUACACAAACCAUUCACUCAGUCUCGGAUACCUCCAGAUUUGCCCAUGCAUCCCGCACCCAGGCACAUAACAGAAGAAGAACUUUCUGUACUGGAAAGCUGUUUACAUCGCUGGAGGACAGAAAUAGAAAAUGACACAAGAGAUUUACAGGAAAGCAUAUCCAGAAUCCAUCGAACAAUUGAGCUAAUGUACUCUGACAAAUCCAUGAUCCAAGUUCCCUAUCGUUUACAUGCUGUGUUGGUUCAUGAGGGCCAAGCGAAUGCUGGACACUACUGGGCGUACAUUUUUGAUCAUCAUGAAAGCAGGUGGAUGAAGUACAAUGAUAUCGCUGUGACAAAGUCGUCAUGGGAAGAGCUAGUGAGGGACUCCUUUGGUGGUUAUAGAAAUGCCAGUGCUUAUUGUUUAAUGUAUAUAAAUGAUAAGGCACAAUUCUUAAUACAAGAGGAAUUUAAUAAGGAAACUGGGCAGGCCCUUGUUGGAUUAGAAACAUUACCACCGGAUUUGAGAGAUUUUGUUGAGGAAGACAACCAGCGAUUUGAAAAAGAAUUGGAAGAAUGGGACACACAGCUUGCCCAGAAAGCUUUGCAAGAAAAGCUUUUAGCAUCUCAGAAGUUGAGGGAGACUGAGUCUUCUGUGCCUGCAGCACAAGCAAGAGAACCAGAAUAUCUAGAGCAGCCAUCAAGAAGUGAUUUCUCAAAGCACUUGAAUGAAGAAACUAUUCGAGUAAUUACCAAGGCGUCAAAUGAACAUGAAGAUAAAAGUCCUGAGACAGUUUUGCAGGCGAAACCUGAAAAUACCAUAAGUCAACCACCUUCCAAUCAGCAAGUUGUAGAGGUGGCGAUUCCUCAUGUAGGGAAAUUUGUGAUCGAAUCAAAGGAGGGGGGGUAUGAUGACGAGAUGAUGAUGACACCGAAUAUGCAAGGUAUUAUCAUUGCGAUAGGUAAAUCCAGGAGUGUGUAUGACAGGUGUGGUCCUGAAGCAGGGUUCUUUAAGGCAAUUAAAUUGGAGUAUUCAAGGUUGGUUAAGUUGGCCCAAGAAGAUACCCCACCAGAAACAGAUUAUCGUUUACAUCAUGUAGUGGUCUACUUUAUCCAAAACCAGGCCCCAAAGAAAAUCAUUGAGAAAACAUUACUAGAACAAUUUGGUGAUAGAAAUUUGAGUUUUGAUGAAAGGUGUCACAACAUAAUGAAAGUUGCUCAAGCCAAACUGGAAAUGAUAAAACCCGACGAAGUAAACUUAGAGGAAUAUGAGGAAUGGCAUCAGGAUUAUAAGAAGUUCAGAGAAACAACUAUGUAUCUCAUAAUUGGACUAGAAAAUUUUCAGAGAGAAAGUUACAUAGAUUCCUUGCUGUUCCUUAUCUGUGCUUAUCAGAAUAACAAAGAGCUCUUGUCCAAGGGCCCAUACAGAGGACAUGAUGAAGAGUUGAUAUCACAUUACAGAAGAGAAUGUUUACUAAAAUUAAAUGAACAAGCUGCAGAACUCUUUGAAUCUGGAGAAGAUCAAGAAGUAAACAAUGGUUUGAUUAUUAUGAAUGAGUUUAUUGUUCCAUUUUUGCCCCUGUUACUGGCGGAUGAGAUGGAAGAGAAAGAUAUACUUGCUGUAGAAGACAUGAGGAAUCGAUGGUGCUCCUACUUAGGACAAGAAAUGGAAUCAAAUCUCCAAGAAAAGCUGACAGAUUUUCUGCCAAAACUGCUUGACUGUUCUACAGAGAUUAAAAGUUUCAAUGAGCCGCCAAAGUUACCUUCAUAUUCCACUCAUGAACUCUGUGAACGAUUUGCCCGGAUCAUGUUGUCUCUCAGUCGAACUCCUGCUGAUGGAAGAUAAACUGCACACACUUCCCCUGACACUGUAUAAACCUUUUUAGUUCUUGACCCUUGCCUUCCUGUCACAGGGUUUGCUUGUUGCUGCUAUAAUUUUUAACUUUUUUUAUUUUAAUAACUGCAAAAGACAAUGACUAUACAGACUUUAGCUAGACUUCAAACAAUAAAGCUGAGAAUCGCAUGGCACUCAGACUUUGUUUUAACCAGAACUGAUGGAUAAUUAUAAAUCGGAUUGAUUUUAUUAUGGCAAAAUUAUGCUUUUGCCACCUUGCUGUUACAGUGUUACUUUGCUUUUAUCUUUCCUUUAUCAGCCGCUUUCCAUUCCGUCUGGUCUCUUCCAUGACUGCAGCCUUUAAGUGUUCGGCACUGUGUAUUAUACAUAUUUGGUAGCUUGUAAAUGAAAUUAAAGAAUAAAGUUUAUUUAUGGCUACCUGUGUGUUUGUAAGCAGGUAUAUUGUAUAUUAAUAUUAUCUUUUUAGUUAAUAUUCUCAUGAAUUUUGUCUUGGGAUAAAGAUUGGGUAAUAAGUAGAUAAAUACGUUCUUUUAUUCCUGUAAUGGAAGCAUAUGCUAAGUUUACUAAGUGUUUAACAUUUAAAUAUAACUAUAUUUUUUACUAAGUUCAACUUUGUGUGGCAUCUAAACCUGUUUUGAACUCAGUUAGAUUUUCACUGAAGUGACUGAUUUUUAACUCAAGUGACAUUGAAACUUUUAACUUUUCUUAUAUUAAGCUUUAGUGUUUUUGUUUUUUCUUUUUGUGUGUAUUCCCAGUAAUAUAGCAAGGUGAUUAUUUCAAGUGAAACCUACAGAAGUACUUGACUAAGGGCUGUUUGUGACACUUAAACUAUGUACCCAUACAGAAAUUCUUCUUAAAGGAGGACACUGUUUUACAUUAUAUAAUCAUUCUAUUUUUGUAAAUUGUAUACCAUUUUAAUUGAAAAUGUUCUCUACUAAUCAGUGCUGUGAAAUGAAGUUGAUAUUGUUUAACUAGAAAUUAUGAGUAUAUUAACUGCUUUUAUUUACAUUAAUUUUUCAAAAGGGAGAAAUCUAAACAUUUUAUAGAUGGAACUGCUGUUUAUGAUUAAUGAAAUAAUAUUGUGAAUGAAAAUCGAAAUUGAUGCUUUACAGGUACUCAUGUUAUAAAAACCUAUUUUUGAAUUUAUAAAAAUUUCUUUAUAAAUAAUACUUUGUUAGCAUAGUAAAAUAUAUCAUUAUAUUAUGUGUAUGUUUGUUAUAGCGUCGUGCAAACUAGUGUUUUUAAAGUGCCUCUCACCAAAGAUGCUGAGUGGAGGAAGAAGAAAAAAUGUUUAUCAUAUGAGUCUCUUUCUAAAAGUUUCAUUGUAUUGCUGUUACUGAGAAGGCAUUCAUACUUGUAAAGUUAAAUUUUGCAUAUUGUAGAUAUCAAAGUGUAUUUGGCUUUUAGAUUUUAAGUUUCCUGCUGAACAGAAGUCCAGUAUGGUUUUCAGGUAUUGUUAAAAAAUUAGUAUCUUCAUAUGUAUCAUCACAGGUUUUGUAAAGUAUCUGAUAUUUUAUGAUACUCUAUUCUAAUGGUAAAGUUGUUUGCAUUUAUAUGUGUAAUUGACUGCUGAGAUACAGAAGUACUCAAAUACUAUAUGGAAAUUGUUCCUUCAAAAGGCAUGUCCAAAGAAUCUUAUGUGGCUGUUUUGCUGAAGGUAAGUAUUAUUGUAUUUACUUUGUACUUAAAAAAAUAAGAUUACUCAUUCCUAGUAAUGAGUCUGAAAAAACUUACUUAAAGCUCACCUUUGUACUCUUGUGUCAUCUAGUCUUAAGAUUUAGGUCAGUGAAAUUUGUUUAAUUUACUAGCAUAAAUAAAACUCACAGCUUAAGAAAUAGAACCUCACA
Molecule: messenger RNA, 5331 nt
Organism: Chinchilla lanigera (long-tailed chinchilla)
Lineage: Eukaryota; Metazoa; Chordata; Mammalia; Rodentia; Chinchillidae
Gene: Usp25
Product: ubiquitin specific peptidase 25
Biological process (GO): protein deubiquitination; regulation of protein stability
Cellular component (GO): cytosol; nucleus
Molecular function (GO): cysteine-type deubiquitinase activity; protein binding; cysteine-type endopeptidase activity
Source: RefSeq, a predicted model, not a curated record